This is a messenger RNA of Myxocyprinus asiaticus (Chinese sucker), 7548 nucleotides long. RefSeq names its product atrial natriuretic peptide receptor 1-like. The transcript is spliced from 22 exons. Gene Ontology annotation, molecular function: ATP binding; protein kinase activity; guanylate cyclase activity. The record is from RefSeq and is a predicted model, not a curated record. Gene Ontology annotation, biological process: receptor guanylyl cyclase signaling pathway; cGMP biosynthetic process; intracellular signal transduction. Bases 281 to 3484 code for a protein of 1067 amino acids. Lineage: Eukaryota; Metazoa; Chordata; Actinopteri; Cypriniformes; Catostomidae. Gene Ontology annotation, cellular component: membrane.
AGAGAGAGAGAGAGAGAGAGAGAGAGAGAGAGAGAGAGAGAGAGAUCAUGUUGGCUUCUAUUAAGAGGAUCGAGAGACGAAAGUUUCACUGCUGUAAAUUGAAUGCGUCGCUUUGAACUGCGAUAGUCAACGCGUCUGUGUUUUCUCUGAGGGAACAAGAGUUUUGCUGUCACCUUCACGAGAAACGGAUUAUAAAAGCAGCGGCAGAUAAUUACAAGGGAUUAUGACUCCAGAUGACGUCCUCACCUUUGAUUCUUAGUCCUUCCCAUCGGUUUUGAGAAUGAAAGCAUAUUUGAUGGGGCCAUUGAGGCUCACUCUUCUAGUUCUGCUGAGCGGUGUGUCCUUUGGAGUGGUUGAACUAGAGCCUCUCCAUAAGAAGCAACCUCAGUCUCUCAGUCCCCAUAUUCCUCAACAGAACAUCACCCUGGCUGUCAUCCUACCUUUACACAACACAGAGUACCCCUGGGCUUGGCCCCGGGUGGGCCCUUCCUUGCUCUGGGCUCUGAAUAGGGUAAACUCUGACCCCAACCUUCUGCCCGGUUACCAUCUACAGGUGGUGUUCAACAGCAGCGAGGACAAGGAAGGAGUUUGCUCAGAUUCAGUAGCUCCUCUCAUGGCCGUGGACCUUAAGUUCUCAUGUAACCCCUGGGCUUUCUUUGGACCUGGUUGUGACUACUCGUCCUCACCCGUUGCUCGUUUCACCACGCACUGGGAAGUUCCGAUGAUCACGGCUGGGGCGAGGGCGCUGGGCUUUAAUCUGUACUCAUCCAUCACCAACAUUGGCCCCACGCACAAGAAACUGGGCGAGUUUGUGGUGAGGAUGCACCAGCAUUUCGGCUGGCACAAACAUGCUAUGCUCAUGUUUAGUGAUAAUAAGAAUGAUGACCGGCCAUGUUACUUUGCCGUGGAGGGGCCCUACACGGAGUUGCGCAAUGACAACAUCACGGUAGACGACUUGGUGUUUAAUGAGGACGACGAACCGGUCCAGUAUGGAGUACUUCUCCAGCACGUCAGCCAGAAAGCUCGCAUUGUGUAUGUAUGCUGCAAGUGGGAAACGUUCCGUAAGCUGAUGGUGGAGUUCUGGAGGUUGGGGUUUCCUCAGGAGGAGUACGCCUUCUUCUAUGUCGAUCUGUUUGGAUACAGUCUGCAGAGCCACCCUGCCAAACCAUGGGCUCGAGGAGAUGCUGAUGAUAACGCAGCCAAGGAGGCAUUUAAAAGCGUGAAGAUCUUGACCUACAGAGAGCCUCAGAACCCCGAAUACAAGCACUUUGUGUCCAGACUGAAGACAGAUGCCAUGGACAUGUUUAACUUCAGCGUGGAAGAUUCUCUGAUGAAUCUGAUUUCCGGAGCAUUCCAUGAUGGAAUCAUGCUGUAUUCUCAUGCCCUAAACGAGACGCUGGAUUAUUUGGGUGUGCGGCCCCCAGGGGAUGUGGUCACUAAGAGGAUGUGGAAUCGCACCUACCAUGGGGUCACUGGACUCGUUCAGCUAGAUGAGAAUGGCGACCGGGAAAUUGACUUUGCUCUGUGGGACUUGACUGACACUGAUACAGGAGUUUAUCAGAUUGUGUCUGUGUAUAACGGCAGUCAGAAGCAGAUGAUUCCAGAGCCAGGUAUGAAGGUGCACUGGCUGAAAGGGAGUCCUCCUCCUGAUAAGCCUCUAUGCGGCUUCAAAUACGACAACCCCGCCUGCAUGGCAAAGACGGUCACCAUGCACCAGAUGAUCUCCAUAGUGGUGUGCUUCAUUUUCAUCAUCAUUGUGACGGUCACGGUCUUCAUCUACAGGAAGCUGAAGCUGGAGAACGAACUGGCCGCUCAGCUGUGGCGUGUGCACUGGGAGGACAUCCAGAUGAGUAACAUGGAAAAGGUGUUACGUAGGGCCUGCAGCAGACUCACCAUGUCAUUGAGAGGAUCUAACUAUGGCUCUCUACUGACCAUGGAUGGAAACUUCCAGAUAUAUGCCAAGACUGGAUACUAUAAGGGAAACAUUACAACCAUUAAGUAUGUCAACAAAAAACGCAUCGAGCUCACCAGGAAAGUGCUGUUUGAACUCAAACAUAUACGUGAUGUUCAGAACGAGCAUCUGACUCACUUUAUCGGCGCCUGUAUUGAUCCACCCAACAUCUGCAUCCUUACUGAGUACUGCCCGCGAGGCAGCCUGCAGGACCUCAUGGAGAGUGAAGGGAUCACGCUGGACUGGAUGUUUCGGUAUUCUCUGAUCAAUGACAUUGUUAGGGGAAUGGUGUUCCUUCACAACAGCGUGAUAGUCUCCCACGGCAACCUGAAGUCUUCCAAUUGCGUGGUGGACAGCCGCUUUGUGCUAAAAAUUACAGAUUAUGGUCUGGAAAGUUUCCGCAAGGAAAGCUGUUUAGAGGACACACAUGCUUUCUAUGCACGCAAGCUAUGGACGGCCCCGGAGCUUCUGCGUGCCGAUAACCCACCUCCAUGCGGGACACAAAAGGGAGAUGUUUACAGCUUUGGAAUCAUCCUGCAGGAACUGGCCCUUCUGAAGGGCGUCUUCUACCUGGAAGGCCCUUUUCUCAGCCCUAAAGAAAUCAUAGAGUGUGUGGUGGAGGGCCGGUGGCCAUACUUGCGUCCGCUGCUGUGUCCUCAAAGUCACAGUGAUGAGAUAGGUCAGCUCAUGCAGCGCUGCUGGUCAGAAGACUUCAAUGAGAGACCGGACUUCAGCCAGAUUAAAGUUCUGCUCCUCAAGAAUAACCGUGGAUAUGGCUCCAAUAUCCUGGAUAACCUGCUGUCCCGCAUGGAACAGUAUGCCAAUAACCUGGAGGAGCUGGUGGAGGAGAGAACGCAAGCGUACCAUGAGGAGAAACGUAAAGCUGAAGCUCUGCUCUAUCAGAUUCUGCCACACUCAGUGGCGGAGCAGCUGAAACGAGGUGAGAUGGUGCAGGCAGAAGCCUUUGACUCAGUCACCAUCUACUUCAGUGACAUUGUGGGCUUCACCGCAUUAUCAGCCGAGAGCACGCCAAUGCAGGUGGUGACGUUGCUGAAUGAUCUUUACACUUGCUUUGAUGCAAUCAUUGACAAUUUUGACGUUUACAAGGUGGAGACCAUUGGUGAUGCGUACAUGGUAGUAUCAGGUCUUCCCGUGAGGAAUGGCAAACUGCACUCCCGAGAGAUCGCACGCAUGUCUCUGGCUCUACUAGAGGCUGUUCACUCCUUUCGAAUCCGUCACCGUCCAAACCAACAGCUGCGUCUACGCAUAGGCAUCCACAGUGGCCCCGUGUGUGCAGGGGUGGUUGGUUUGAAGAUGCCACGCUAUUGUUUGUUUGGAGAUACAGUCAACACUGCUUCACGCAUGGAGUCCAAUGGAGAAGCCCUGAAGAUCCAUGUGUCAGAAGCCACACAGGCCAUACUAGAGGAGUUCAACUGCUUCCAGCUAGAGCUCAGAGGAGAUGUGGAGAUGAAGGGGAAAGGACGGAUGAGGACGUACUGGCUGCUAGGAGAGAUCACCUCCAACAAUGCCUAGACAACAAUAACAGAGAAAGAUAGAGAGACAACGCUCAUCAGAUAAGAGAGAACAAAACAAAUACAUCUAAACAACAGAGUAUUGGAGCUGUGUGAUGACAGAAGGGCAGUUUUCAAUUGCUAAUCUCCCAGAGCUUCAGGUUAUUGCCUCCCACUACAACUGAUUUUGCCAAGUACAUGCAAAAGACACAAAAACAAUACUUAAGUAGGAUUGUUUGGACAAGCAAAUGGAAGAUGACAUAAUAGAUCAUCAGAUCAGUGACUGUUCAGCCGAGUGAUUGAGCACAGGGCCAUCUGCUGGUGUGACAUCAUACAUGAAGUCUAAAGUUUACAGGUCUUCUAAGAGUUUUGAAUUUCAUUUGUCGUUACCAGUGGCGUCUCAGGGUCAUUAUUUAGUGUGGGACACAAACAAUCACUUAACAAUCAAUUAUUUGACCGAUCUUUGAAACAUUGACGAAUAAUUUCAAAUUCAUUUUGACAGAUAAAAAAGAAACAAAAAAAAACAUUUUAACCUAGUGCAUCAGUUUUGACUUCACUCUUUGUCCCUCACAUUCCCGCUGUGCAUGUUCCCUGUUUAUUCCCUGGUAUUAAUACACAUAUUAGAUGCAUAUUAACUGGCACCAUCAUCAUUUACACCUGGUAUUGUGCGUCUCUUUUGUGUUUAGAUUUUGAGUAGAGGGUGUCUGAUUUCAUGACUGCAUACAUCAAUCAUUACUUCAGCGUGUUAAUGUAUGAUAAUAAAUUGCAAACUGCAUAAUAACAAAAAGAAAACACAAAUAAAAGUAGUGCAUAAUUUCAGCCAAUUAUGCAUGCAUUUAACAAGAGCAAACAUCACGUUUAGAGCAGAAUUGUCUGUUAUUUUAGUGGUGCAACUGUGUUAAUUGUGUUUCACAGAUGUGCUUCUCAUGUUACACUUUGUUUAAAUCAGGGACUAUGAAGAUUUGUGAACUUGUGCAUGUGUUUAAAAAAAAGUUUAAAAACCUCGUUUUAGUGCAGCGGUUGAUUGACAGGUAGAAGUUUCACACUAGAACUCAUUGGUUUCACCGGAUUUAAACAAGGGAGUCAAAAAAUCUAUCAUCUGAUCUACUGUCAUUUAUGUGCCAUUAUAAUAGAUAUUACGCCCAUCAAUGCCCUAGUACUUAUAAAAUGAAAACAAGUAUGACUGAUAAAAAUAGACCAUGACAGAAAUGUUACAGAUAGUGACGAAUAAAGACAUUUUUGGGGGCAACCUCUGAUCAUGAUGCCACACAAACAUCCCUAAUAAUUUAAUCUCAGCACAAAACCCCACUAAGACGCGCACAUCCAUGUCAAAAAGCUCAAGUGUCCGUGAAAGUAAACCACAAAUAGGCAAGUCGUCAAAGGUUGUGCAUAUUAUCUCACUAACUCAAAUAGCAUAACAAAACUAAUCAAAAUGACAGACUCCCAAUAUUUAGCAGUCAUUGAUAUCUAAUACAAACCAAUGCAUCAACAACACAACAGCUCAACGCAAUGGCAUACAGUUCAAUUAAAUGAUGAAUGGUGCUUAACUAAUCCAACCAACAUCACAUUAGAAAAAAAAUAGUUUUUAAAACUUACCAAUUAAGUUUAUUACACAGGUCUGCAGUCAAGAGGGGUAACUUCCGAUGUUUAUGUCAACAGCUGACAUAAUUAUGAUCAAAGCUUUUGAUUGGCUCAGGGGCAAAGGCAAACUAGCCCCUCAGGCCAACGUUGAACGUUCUCCAGAUCUCCGUUGAUUAACAUUGAGGAUGAAGGGCUAGCCCCACGCAUAGCAAAUGAGAACGAUUAAAUGGCUUUUACGCAACAUACCUUAAUAAUAAUAGAAUUUCUCAAAAGAAUAUAUACUUUUUUAUUGUAUAAUGGACAUAAAACACGUUUAAAUUGCGGAUCAUAAAUUUAUGAUGAUGCCAUGAAAUUUGCACAACAGCGCCACCUCUGGUGGGACUUACCUCACUUGUCCCUAAUUUAGAGAAACUGCUGGUCGUUACACUUACUGUGAUGAUAAGUCUUUGUUCAGAGUUUUUAAAGCCAGCUGUCAGGUAUAGUUUUGGCCUGUUUGUGGAUUUGUUGUUUAUGUUGUUUCUGUUACAGAGACACAGUGCUGUAGUCCAUAUAGAUUUUCUGGACACUUUUCAUUAGGUGUCUUUAACUACUAUGUACUUAAGAAUUUGAUACAAUGUACUUAUUAUGUACAUACAUGUUAUUACAUUGUACUUACAUCUAAAGUACUUGUAUAUAAUUACAUUUGUAGUUACACUGUUAACCUUGCCUCUAACCCUAACCCUAAUAUAACCCCUAACCCUAAACCUAACUGUACUUCAACCUCAAUAGCAGCAAAUGUGAAUUUUCCAGAACAACAUGUAGUUACACAAUAAGUACAUUGUAUUGUAUGUAUUUAAUGUUAGUACAUAAUAAUUAAAGACACCUAAUAUAAAGUGGACUGUUUUUCUAGCUAUGAAAAAUAUUCUCCAGAGUCAAGACCUCCUGGGAUAUAAGCAAAUUUAAAACCUCACAGUAAUGAAAUGAUUAGUUGGGUCUUUUAUCUGCCACUUUGAAUCCACAGUUAUUUGAGAGAUUAUGAACCACUCAUUCACAUAAGAAAAAUAAUAAUAAAUGUCAAGUAUGAUUAAGAAAGCAUAGAAAUUACAUAAGUUAAUGGUGCUAUAUGUAAGAUUGACAACAAGCGUUUGAAAUGAGUACUGCCGUCCAAAUUCAAAAUAUGGGAGAGUUGUCUGCCCCACCCCAGACUCGAAGCUCAUCCGGGUUGCCAGAAUGUUGACACGCAAAUUAGCCAACUCAGCAUCAGUUUUAAAGGAUUUCUUGGCUUUAAGCUGUCUCCAUCUUCCAAAGGCAUCUCCAAUAUUUAUCCUUAUUUUACUACAUCUCUGGCCAUGGUGGUUUUUAGACGGAUGGUGAGGCUUUUUAGGUCGAGUGGAAUCUGUUAUCUGUGAUCCAGUUUGUUUGCUGGCUUCCAUGGAUGCAGCACGCAGUGUUGUUUGCCUGCAAACUUGUUCAAAUCUGGCAACCCGGCGGUGUCGAAAUACUAUUGGUGAGUGGGCAGUGGGCGGAAUCACACAGGACAAAACAUAAACAGAAAUUCCGUCCCGGAAUGGAAACUUCAAAGUAGAACAUACUGGCUGUAGCAUUGUUAUCAGAGAAGCCAGUAUUUCAACUUAGAAUAUUUCCUAAUUCUCUAAUGACAUAUUAUGGUCAUUUUAUGAUUUAGUACAGUAAAAAUAUUACAUAUAGCACCUUAAAUGAUGGGUUUUGUUCUCAGAACACAAGAUUUCCCUGCAGAACUUUCAGUUGAGAGGUAUUCUUAUUUUGUUAAUUUCACUGCAGAAUUUACUUUCCACAUAAAGACAACAUGAAAUGGCAUUCACCAACACAUUUAUCAUUUGUAAUGUGACUUACAGUGGCCCCAAAAGGUAUUUGGACAUUGUAGCCAUGCUUAAAAUAAAUGCAUUUUGUUGCAUUGGAUAACAAAACAUUAAAUAAAUCAGAUUUUAGUGGAUGUAUGAUGUCAGUUCCCCUUAAAUUCAUACAGGUGUUCUACCAGAGUAACCACAGGUGUAGGUCAUCACAUUAACUAUGAACAUGUUCUACUAACGUUUCCAAAUACCUUUUGUCUUCAUUUUAAUAUUGCUUUUUUAUAUUUGUUUUGUAUAUAUUGUUUUAUGUUUUGUAAAAUGUGUGUGCCAUCUUUCUUUAAAAUAAAUUUCAUUUGGUUAUCAUUCACACAUUUUUAAGUGCAACUUCCGUGUCCAGUUUGUUUUUUGGGCCACAGUAUUUUAGAGUGAAUCUGAGUAUUUGCUUUUAAAUUGUUGGUUAAACAACAUAGCAACCUAAAGAAAAGUAAUUUAAGUGGCAGAGCAAGUUAUUACCAGUGUUGGCUAAAUUACUCCAAAAAGUAACUCACUACAAGAGAUUAAUUACUUCUGUAAAAUAAAAAAAUAAAAAAUUGUAAUCAGAAUAUUCUACUGAUUACUUCCUUGAAAAGCAAUCACAUAACUAAGUACUUAACUGCUUUUAAAUUACUUUCUAAAACGCUUCACAGAACGUUUUGUU